Sebastes umbrosus (honeycomb rockfish) is the source of this 2672-nucleotide messenger RNA. Its product is annotated as histamine H3 receptor. Gene Ontology annotation, biological process: adenylate cyclase-activating adrenergic receptor signaling pathway. The transcript has 3 exons. Lineage: Eukaryota; Metazoa; Chordata; Actinopteri; Perciformes; Sebastidae. Gene Ontology annotation, cellular component: membrane. Gene Ontology annotation, molecular function: histamine receptor activity. The record is from RefSeq and is a predicted model, not a curated record. Bases 411 to 1679 code for a protein of 422 amino acids.
UUCUGUUGCACCAUUUGGUUGCUGUAAGAGCUUUAUUUUGUAAAUCUGAGCGGAUAUAGUAGGUUUUAAUUUCUAGUCUGGCAGUCUUGACAUUGGUGACAAAAGCAACUGUGCGCUCCUUGGUGCCUGCACAUCCAGCAGCCACCAGGCACUGAGAAUAAAGAGAGGAGAGAGAGAGAGAGCACCCAGAGGACCUAUACAAUUUUAAUUAAAAACUUGUGUCUCCUAAUUGAAAGAAGAAUUCCAGAUGAAAAAAAAAAAAAUGGAAGAUUUGGGAAAAGUGUUUCUAUGCACCUACAGCAGGUCUGCAGUCCUGUUUGACUCCUCCUGGCUGAAGUGGAAGAGUGGAACGUUUCGGUGCGUAAUUGGAAUCGUGCGUAAUUCCUGAUGCUUCUGUCUCUCUGGUAACUAUGGGCGCCAACAUUCUGGAAUCCAACUCCAGCGGCAACUUGACUCCCUCUGUGUCCGAGGCAGGGAGCGUCCUGCCGGGCUACCUGGCGGUGAUCCUAUCGGUCCUCAUGGUGACUCUGGUUGUCGUGGUGGUGGCUGGCAACGCGCUGGUCAUCAUGGCUUUCAUUGUGGAUAAAAGCCUGAGAAAUCAAAGCAACUACUUCUUUCUCAACCUGGCCAUAUCUGAUUUUCUCGUGGGUGCCUUCUGCAUCCCGAUGUACAUCCCGUACAACCUGACAGGCCGCUGGAUGCUGGGUAAAGGGCUCUGCAAGGUGUGGCUGAUUAUGGACUACCUGCUCUGCAGCGCUUCAGUCUUCAACAUUGUCCUCAUUAGUUAUGACCGCUUCCUGUCAGUCACAAGAGCAGUUAAAUACAGAGCACAGCGACACAUGACCCGCCAGGCUGUGAUCAAGAUGGUGGCGGUAUGGGUGUUGGCCUUCCUCCUCUACGGCCCCGCCAUCAUCUUCUGGGAGACGAUCGUCGGCCAGAGCGUCGUCCCGGCUCACGAGUGCUUCGCCGAGUUUUACUACACCUGGUACUUCCUGCUCAGCGCUUCCACCUUCGAGUUCUUCACCCCGUUCGUGUCCGUGGCCUUCUUCAACCUCAGCAUUUACCUGAACAUCCAUCACAGGACCAAGAACGCGGGCGCCUGCGCCGAGGACGACGACGUCGUCAAGACGCAGAGGAUCAGCAAGAAGCACAAGGACGGAGCCUGGAUGGUGUUUUUUGUGAAGACUCGCAAGGUGUCGUCCAGCGAGCCCACUGCGAUCUCUGCGGUUAUCGAGGACGACGAUGUCCUGUCGCCGUCCUCCUGCGGCGGCGACCCUAAUAACAGUCAGAUAUUCAUGCAGAGGGAGAGGUUCUCCCCCGACAGAAAAAACUCUAGGCUGUUUCAGCACACGGCCUCCUGCAUGGCGCCCGGUCGUAGGACACAGGCAGCUCGUCUGUCUCGAGACAAAAAGAUUGCCAAAUCUCUGGCCAUCAUUGUGUGCAUUUUUGGGAUUUGCUGGGCUCCUUACACUCUGCUCAUGAUUAUCCGUGCCGCCUGUAGCGGCGCGUGCGUGGCGAACUACUGGUAUGACAUCACGUUCUGGCUCCUGUGGCUGAACUCCGCCAUCAACCCGUUCCUUUACCCGCUGUGCCACAGCAGCUUCCGAAGGGCUUUCUCAAAGAUACUGUGUCCAAAGAGACAAUCAGUCCAGCCUCAGAUUGAGGCUCAGUCCUGUUAGAAUUGCACUUCCAUGCUUUUAUGAAUGCAGUAGCUGUUGUUGGUCAAACACUGUAAAAAUCCAUAUAAUGUUCUUCCAUCGAAAAAGAGACAUGUUUGCGCUAAAGUGAAAGCAAUACGACAAAUCAACGUGCGAGAAAAAAAGAAGUGCAGUUAUAAUAUUCACAGACAAUCUUCUUUAAAGAGGACAGGAAGGAGGGACGUGGUGGUUUAAGCUUUCUCACCACUCACUUCUUUAUGUGCUCAAUGCUGUGAAAUGAUGACUUGUGCAGCCAGAUAGAAGGUGAUGAUUAUGAUUUAGUCUCAGAUAUUAUAAGAGAACUACAGCACCGCCGAGUUGUUAAAUUACGGUCUGUCUGCUUGAAAGCACAGCGGAGGGAGACAGCUUCUCACACUGCCGCUGUGACGACAAAAACCUUUCAACUCCUAUUUAGAUCAAAUUGAUGUGAAGGUUUUUAUGUUUUAUAAAGUUUCAUAACCUCUCUGCACAUGAAACCCUUUCAAAAUAUGUCGCUGUUGAUUUGAAACAGAAGGCCUUUUUUUGCUCAUGUCCUCAAAAGGAUGCUUUGCAAAUCCAAGCUUUUUCAUCGUGCAGCAAUAGGAUGACAAAUGUGGAGUCGUCAAAGUUCAAAGCACCUGAAGAGAAGAGGAGAAUAAGCUGUAUUUGUUUACUGUGUGCACUAUCUGAGAGGUGGGCGAGGGGCAGCAGCAGGAGGGGGGGAAUCAGCUGUUAUCUGCCAUCACUGAAUCUGCACUUAAUAAAAAAAAAGGUGUUCUUGUUGAUGUUAAACGAUGUACAGCACUAGCAGCAUUAAACCUUUUGUACUAUAGUAUCUAUGCCAAGCUAGAUGGUUGUGUUCUUUAAGUGCAGUAUUUAUUCAAAGACUUGACUGGUUUAUAUGCCACCCAAACUACUUGACUAACUUUGUAUCUUGGCUCUGAAUGUGUGUUGGUGUAAGUAGCCAAAGAAAGAAUAAAAAGAAGACUGCCUACA